Molecule: messenger RNA, 7500 nt
Organism: Micromonas commoda
Lineage: Eukaryota; Viridiplantae; Chlorophyta; Mamiellophyceae; Mamiellales; Mamiellaceae
Exons: 1
Coding region: 1-7500 (2499 amino acids)
Source: RefSeq, a predicted model, not a curated record
AUGGCGGAGCUGACUGUGCUCCGCUUCUUCGCACUGGUGAUUGCAUGCUCCGUGUGCAGCAUACCUCACAAAACUCUUGCCGAGUCAUCGCACGCUUUGUUUCCGUCGGGAUACCCUCGCGUGGAGUAUCGAAAUGGCACCAACACGUUUAAGCUCUUUAUGGCCUUAGAUCGCGCUGGCACCGCCUUCUUCGUCGCCGUGCCCCGCGUAGACCCGAUUACAAACACCGCAAUGCCCACGCCAGACGAGAUACUCGCGGGAAAUGCGAGUGUCAGUGCAGGCGAAGUUGCGGCGGCAGCGGGCUCGCUCACGUUCACAGAUCCAGACACAGAGCGCAUGUUGUUUGUCGACGGCCUGCCUGAUGAAUCCACGUUUGACUUGUAUUUUGCCACACAAUCUGGAAGACAGAGUGUUUCAGGGAACGCAGUUGCGUCACCCGCGUCGGCAACUAUAUCAAAAAUGAAUGCGUUGGUUAUCGGCGACGUCACGCCGCCGCUGUUCGUGAUGGGCACCCCGCACACAGUUGGUCAUGGUGCGACAAGUAUAACAGUUUUGGUUGCUGCAUCCGAACAAAACUCCUCUUACCACGCCAUCAUAUUACCGAGCGGAUCCUCGCCGCCAAGGACAGCACUUGAGGUAUAUAAUGGAAUCCUGUCUGUAAAUACAGCGAACGCAGCGAUCGUGUUCAAGGGUUCGGGCCCUGUUCCGUUCUUUGACACAAUCCCCUUGACUUUUGUUGGCGAUCUGUCUCCUGGAUCUGCCUACAAGAUUUACCUAACGAUAGCUGACAGGAAUGGAAACGUCAAUCCAGUGGUGCAGGUUGUGCAUGCAUCCACAAAAUACUGCACGCCGUGCCCGAUCUUCAAGGUUUUGGCUGUAGGCACCAGAUGCGACUGUGUGGUGCCUACAAUUUUCACACUGCGUGUUUUGACGACAGGAAAUGAGCUGAUGAACAACAGGGGCGCACUGAAAGCUUCGGUCGCAGAGCAGCUUGGUGUAGCUGUGUCGCAGGUGGCAAUGAUGUCUUGGGAGCGCGCAGUUGGGCAUCCAGGGUACAUGACGGUAACGCUAUCUGUGCUGCCCUUCAGUGCAAGCGACAAUUCAACCACCGCAGCUGUUGCCAGUGCGCUUGCAUCUGAAAACCUUAACAUUGGCGGCGCUCCAUCAGAGGUCAGUGAUCUGAUGCUGUCAGGAGAGCCAGAUACGCGGAUACUGUUUGGAUCGAGAAACCGGCCGAAGGGUAGAACCAAUCCGAUGACGGAGGAUGGAAGCAUACCGGGGCAGCCAAUGGAAGACCCCGAGCCGACAAACAGGGCCCUGUUCCAUUGGAAGGUGCGGUUCGGCGAUACAGAGUGCACAGCAUGCAUGUCGCAGUGCAAGCUUGAUAAUGGCCAUUGGACUUCAUGUACAUCACCAAAAGUAUACUAUGCAUUGCCACAAGGCGAACACAAUUUUUUUGUACGAGGUUUGGGUGGUGACGGUGUGCCAGAUAGUAAUCCAGCAAGAUAUACAUGGACAAUCCGAUACAGGACAGAAGUAUAUUUCGGUGUUGACCGGAUACCUCCUGCUUCCGUCAACAGCAGCAACAUCACAUUUUCUUUAAGCAGCAACAAACGUGGGGCGAUGUUUGAGUAUAGCUUUAACUCGUAUGACAAAUUUCCAGUAUACAGGUCCUUGCCUCAAGGGGUAUCAACAGUUAAGGUGAACAGCAGCGUCGGUGUAAAUAUUUUUGCAGCAAGGGCCAUAGCAGAAGGAGAGACUUCCACGACUGUGGCGAAACACACCUGGGUGUACGAUAUCUACGAGCCAUUUGCUAAUGUGACUACGUCCGCAGUGAAAAACGGGUCGAUGGUGAACAAAUUGACAAAUAUUCAAUUUGUGGUAUUCGGCAACGACACGGAUCCAACUUUUUUGCCGAAUGCUGGAGUUGAAGAAAUUUGGAUUCGGUUCAUGCGCGUGAAAGACAGUGCAACCUCGCCACCGCCGCUCUUCGAUUGGCGCCUUGCCGACCACAUUUUUGCGGCACAGACUGAGUUCACGCUUGACUCGACAAUUUCUGGUUUGCCUAACGGGAUGUAUGUGUUGAGUGCACGUGCAGUGGACAAAGCUGGCAAUUCACGUUACACAGAUGAUGCAUAUGGACAUGACCACUACUAUUUUGAGCUCAGUGACCAAGUCCCGGGAAUGCCAAUCGUUUCUUCGGCGAUUACGGUUGAGGAUGUGAUGACUGCUGUAAAUAACACAGUGACUGGCGAGAGGCAACUUCGCAUCUCGAGCACCAUCCCUUCGGCUGAGGCAUAUGCAUAUCUUUUCACUGACAUCAGAAACGGACAGCUUUUCUGGCCAGACGGUGUCACCGAGAUUUUCGACGGCGACUACGUUUUAGCAGCCAACGUGAGCGAUGGUUUAAGAUACCUUCCAUCUAAGGAUCUGAACAACAAGGCAGUACUGCUUGAUGGUACCCAUCCUAAUUUUUCAUUCACGGUUAGGUCUGCGGGGUCUUUUGACAACCGGGCACUGGUUGACACCCCAGUCAUCGCACACAUCUCAGUAUUGAGUGCAAACGACCCGCCAGUACUCGAUCCAGAUGAAGAUUAUCACCUUACUGGGUUAUAUAUUUACGAUGCUGUCAGCAAUGUGACUAAUAUUGGAGACUCUGUGUUUGACAUUGUGAACAAGGGUUUCUCUGACAUCGACGAGGGUUACAAUUCAACACGUGCUAACAUGGGCAUGGUCAUACUGAGUGCAGAUUCUUCACGUGGCGUUUGGCAUUGGUCCGAUAGUGCAGGCAUGACUUGGCACGAUUUCCCUGAGGACCUUAGUCCUGAGAGACCAUUGCUGGUCCGUGCUGGGUUGAAAGACAGGUUACGAUAUCUUCCCAAGCUUGAGAAUGGGCUUCCGCUGGAUGAUUUGGUAUGGACAUCGAGUAUAACAUUCCGAGCAUGGGAUGGCGUAUCUGGGCACGUUACUGGCAGUCGUGGACAGUGGUUCUUCGCUGAGGGGUAUCCGUUGAAUACGACCCUGCAUCCAGCUGCCAAGUAUAACGAUUCACUUUUCCCCCCACCACAGGCUUCAAAGUUCAUCUACUACGACGCAACGUCAUUCGAUGCGGGAGGGUUUCACUCGAUGACAAUUGCAUCGGCUUAUAUUGAAUUAUACGGAAUCAGAUAUGGAGCAUAUGUCCGUGCUAACCGCAGAGACACUGAGCUUGAGCGUCUGCGGCAAGAAAAAGCCCGGCAAUCAUUUUGUCCCCCAGACCAUGGCUCUGCGUUGCGGCUUCCAGUACAUGAUGGGAAUGCGUCCGUUUCCAUGCGAGUCGACCGCAACACUGAAAGAAUCAUCGUGAAGCCGCCUUGGACAGUCGAGGCAUGGGUUCGAAGAGAUGUAGUGACAAAUGAGCAGACACUGUUUUCGGACCCAUUAACUGGUGGCGCCAUUCUUCUCGGUCUUGCACCAGGCACAGGCAUCAGCGGAGUGAUCCUUCCUCACCAGAGCGAGGCACGAAAGAUUGCUCGUCACAAUUUCUAUACUGCGAAGAACAACACCGCCGCAGAUCAUGCUGCUGCACAAAUAUCGAUGGUCGAGGCAGCAUGUCCUCGGUGGAACUUUUCACUCCCACUCAACAAGUGGACACACCUUGCAUUUGUUGCUUUGCCUGACGGUGAAUCUUACCGUCCCCCGCGCGCUUACAUCAGGCUCUAUGUUGACGGUCUUUAUAUCGGAUCGAUCGGCCCGGAUGCUGGAAUGAAUAUGCCUCUCGGUACCAUAGGAUCACCGGGCCGUGCAGCAUUUGCCAUCGAUGAGGUCAAAUAUUGGUCGUCCGCCAGAACUCCAUAUGACUUAUUCUACAAUAAAGGGCUCUUCCUAGCAGGUGAUGAACCCGAUCUAGUUUCGUAUCUCGCACUUGAAGAAGGAUGUGGAAACACCACACACGAUAUGGCAGCAGCUGCGUCAUCGGAAGCGCAGUCCAUCUGGGACAUCCAUGUCACCAAUGCAUCAUGGGAGCGACAAAUUUUGGGAUUGCUUCGCUGCGCAGAGAUACUCGCCGUCACUUCCAACCACGUAUCUUCCGGCGGCGGUAUCACGAUUACCUUGCACGGUGCUAGCUUCAGAAGGCCCCAACUAGCUUCCAUGAAGUAUUUGAAUCACCAAGUCAUACCACCAGCCCUCGACUGGGAUUGGAGAAAUCCGAUUUGUCGCUUUGGAUAUCGUGGCAGAACACUUGAUGUGCCUGCUACUAUUGUGAGCUCAGAGAUCGUCACUUGUCCAGCAGCGACCUGGUCGGAUGCCAACAUGAUGCGCGGAUUUGUAAGCCUUGAGUUUUGCGAUUUGGGUAUGAGUUGCUGUUCGUCGCCGGCGAGACUGGAUGUGCCCAGGCCGAACAUAUACCCAGCAAACUACAUGCCACAGCUUCAAAAUAUGGAAGUCAACACACAGAUUUUGCAUAGACACGCCAAGGCCACAGACGUCUGGCCACUAAAUUUUGAGACAUUUACCGGCACAAUGAUCAUGAUUAGGGGUUGGGGCUUUGCGCCACUGACCGAUGAUGUCAAGCUUGGAUAUCGAGGGCACGAUGACGAUGCAUAUUGCAACUAUACGACAGUGCUCUUUGAUAGUUCAACACUUUUUGAUUCGGCAAAUGGGCUGAAAUUUACCACCAGCAGUGUGCGUAGCGCACAAUACAGAGAUACCCCAAAUGCAUCUGCUCCACUUUACUCCAAGAUGUUAAAUUUCAGUGAAUGGGAAAAAAUAAACAGCAUCGCGAAUGAAAGUGGGAGGAGUUUCACGCGCUGGUUCUCCGUCCCUGCACAUAUCAUCUCUGGCUCAUUGGCGGUCUGCGAGACCCCAGUGCUUCCACACACCUUUUCGACGACACGAGCUGUCGUCCACCUUCACGUCUCACUUAUGCUUAAUAAUGGUGCAAUGAAAGUCGAUGUAGGUCCGCAACUGAAAUGGCCGGUUCGCGCAGUUUUUCCAGAUAAACUGAGGGUCACACGGGUGGUCGCUGAUGACUUGAAUUCAAAGGGCAUUUUCAUUGCGGAGCAGGACGGAGGGACAGUUUUGAUGCUGUCCACAACGCACACAGACCCAGCUGCGGAUCCAUCGUGUCAGUUUGGCAGCGUAAAAGUCCACGGACGGUUCGCGGGUCUCCACAAUGUUGAGUGUGUCCUUCCUGUGGCACAAGGUCCAGUGGGUGAUUCAAAAGUUGUGGAAGUACGUUUCACGCUAUUUUCGGGUGCCAGUCGACAUGAUCCAGUCUACUCUCGUCUCGGGGAUCAGGCAGUAACAAUGGCCUGGUCCACGCCCGCUAAUUUGAUUGCAUCGACACCUUCGGUGCUGACACUUGAUAGCGUCGCUCAAGGAGAGGUGCACAUAUUCGGAUCGUCAUUUCCAGCCGAUGUCGCUAAAGUCGCUUGUUCUUUUGGUAACUUUACUGACUGGGGUGCGCAAAUCCCCACUGACGAGGCGGUGCUGUUUGCAACAUCACUCGCCGUGUCAGUACUUCGCUGUAGUCCACCCAAGGCGUUUAUGGCAGUUGGGUUUUUCCCACUCACGCUGAAUGUCGCCCAUGCUGUCAAGAAUGUCUUCAGCCAUGCUGGCGAUGACCUUCUUAUUAUGUUCCGUAUGAAUCCAUCUGUGAGCGCGCUGGGUGCAGAUGCUGGACCGACCAACGGUGGGUGGCUUGUGAGCUUGUAUGGCGAUGGAUUUCUCCCUGGAGAUGGUUGUGCGCUGGUAGUCUCGGGAGGAAAUGCUGACAAAUGCAGCACGCCAGGAUACUUGGUGAGCUCAGCCAUACUUCGAUGUGAAGCGCCAGAUCUUACAAGAAUGUCACGAGCCCCAGCAUCAGCCCAAGUCUCGGAGACUGGUUCACACGAUCCCGAGAGCAUCGAUGACAGUGGAGAAUCAAACUUCAUAAUUGAUGAACAAUCCUUCGAUAGAAAUCCUACUCUCCGAAUUCACCUUGCAGUUCCUGGCGGCUGGGAUGGUCAAACAUUGGUUCAGGGUACUAGUGGCAGUGCGUCAGCAACCACAUUUCAGCCUGUCGAUGACCUGGACAUCAUACGUCCGGCAUAUCUGCCUGCUUCUGGCGGAACGAUAUUGCACUUGACAGGCCACAAUUUACUAACACAAAUAUCAAUUCGCAACCGUGGAAGGUGCAGCGUAGGGACUUACGAUGUUGCGACGCGGCCGGCAAGUGCAGUUUUUGAUCAAAUCACUAUUGAAUGUGUGACUCCAGCGCUCCUCCCCAGUCGCAUUACAAAAACAUCAGGCCUACAUGUGGCUGCAGUGCCAGCCUACCCAUCUGGUCUAGUUGGCUCGAACGUGACUACUCAUCCGAUCGGGUACGCACCGAUCCUUGCAAGGGUUACGAAUAUGCUGGUUGGGUCACCCGCGCCACUGGAGGGAACUAUCGGACCUGGUUUGGAAAUUUUCACUUCGCUUUCAUUUGCUAGCCAUGAGACCAUUACCACGUCCUCCGGGUCCUUGAAAGACUUAUUCAGCGGAACUAUGAAACUCGUGUGCUUUGUUCCUGAGUACAACCACUCGUUGGUGAUCGAAGAACUGGAAAACGAGGCAGAGGAUGCCAACCACCUCCAACAACAUCGAUAUCUGAUGGUGCCCACGACUAUGCAGACGAUCCAUGCAUUAACAUCACCGAACAGUAACGGCAAGGCGUCGCGCGGCUGUUGUUCAUUGCCACGUGCUCCCAAGAGUACUAGCGCGGGCUUUUCCACCAUGUUUGUGGGACCGACUAGUGCUGAGAGUCUCACGGCAACUACUGCGCUCCUUUCUGUCGAAUUUGAGUAUGCGUUCUCCCCGGAGCCGUACUCCUUCAGCACACACAGUGGCACAGUGCCAAUCCAGGUUUUGGAUUCCAACGUUCGAUUUCAACAUCUCAUUUCCUCCAGGGGUCGAGGUUUCUAUGUCGCGUCAGGUGCCGGCACGAAGAGGGAAGACACAAUCCUUGACAUCACACAUGACGCUGUGGCUACUGCAGGAGGGAAAACGGGCAAAGUAUUUCACGGCUGCAGUGAUGGGUGUGAACAUCCGAACGACGAUGAGAGCGCCGUCAUUUUCAACCGUGACGUCAACGAGAACGAGGAGAAGAUGGACCUAGGGUGUGCCUGGUGGCACGGUAGCGGGGCAGGGACAGCUGCAUUACCUAUUCAUGUAGUUGGGCAAGAUUUCAGACGUGGAGCAGGCAUGCUUGUGCGUUUCGGUGGUACUCCAGAGAGCGCCGGCGCAUCCUCGAGACAGUUCUCAUCGGUUGCACUGUUCGAGUCGAGCGCACUGGAUCAUAUGCGUCGUGCUACCAUUAACAUACUGACACGCAUGGUUAUGGUACCAGCGCACUUUGUUUCGUCAGUAAUAGUCAAGGUUGAGCCUCCGCAGAGCAAACAGCUGAAGCCGGGGAGUGUGCCACUAGCUGUGACUGGGAACGGCGGCGCGAGUUUUUCGACACGCACCCUGCUAUAUUCGCAAGAAUUCCCUAAUUAA